Molecule: messenger RNA, 668 nt
Organism: Phymastichus coffea
Lineage: Eukaryota; Metazoa; Arthropoda; Insecta; Hymenoptera; Eulophidae
Gene: purple
Product: 6-pyruvoyl tetrahydrobiopterin synthase
Exons: 3
Coding region: 104-532 (142 amino acids)
Biological process (GO): tetrahydrobiopterin biosynthetic process
Cellular component (GO): mitochondrion
Molecular function (GO): 6-pyruvoyltetrahydropterin synthase activity
Source: RefSeq, a predicted model, not a curated record
GUAUUCCGUGUCUACGCGCAUGAAUGGAACGCGGUGUGUUAGUCUCAGUUUACGCGUCAACGAGUGAAGAGCUUUUCGUAAUAAUACGUUAAGAUAUUGAAAGAUGACUGGGCCAAUUGCUUAUUUGACGCGCAAAGAGUCCAUAUCUUCAUGCCACAGACUUCAUAGUUCUCAACUUAGCGACGCAGAGAAUCAAAACAUCUAUGGAAAGUGCAAUAAUUUUUGGGGUCACGGACAUAAUUACACCGUGGAAGUAACUGUGAGAGGUCCUGUAGAUUUAAAAACCGGAAUGGUCAUGAACAUUUCCGACUUGAAGGUAUAUAUGAAAAAAAUUUUGAUGGACCAACUCGAUCACAAAAAUUUAGACAAAGACGUUCCGUACUUCAAAAAUAUCGUUUCCACCACUGAAAACGUUGCUAUUUACGUAUUUGAUGAAAUUAAAAAAUUGCUGUCUAAACCAGAGUUGCUUUACGAAGUUAAAAUCUAUGAAACUGACAAUAACGUUGUUAUAUAUAGAGGAGAAUCGAUGUAAUUGUUUAUAGAGUAUUUCAAAACAUUCUUUAUAUUAUUUGUAUAUCGUUUAAAAAUAGUUAAAUUAUGAACAAAAGUUCUGUGAUAAAUUGAAAAAUAAUUUUUUGGCUUUUGUAACGAAUAUAUGUUUAAUAAAA